CGUGCCAUAGUAAACAUACAGAUAUUAGCAUUGAAUAGAAAACCACACGUUAGUAGUGUUACCACAGCAGGUGGUAAAAAAGUGGGAUUUGGAGGCUGCACGACAGAAUAUCGGUUCCACUUUAAUAGUAGACAUGUCAGCUACGAGGCGUGCUUUGCAUUGGGUUUUCAAGGUUGGAGAUCGAACGAAAACUGCAAAAUUUUACAGAGAAGUUUUAGGAAUGAAGUUUUUGCGACAUGAAGAAUUUGAAGAGGGAUGCAAAGCAAGUUGUAAUGGCCCAUAUGAUGGAAAGUGGAGUAAGUCCAUGGUUGGGUUUGGACCUGAAGAUGAUCACUUUGUUGUGGAGCUGACUUAUAAUUAUGGGUUAGGAUCCUACCAACUGGGAAAUGAUAUGCAGGGUAUUACGGUGCACUCUAAACAGGCAGUAGAGAAUGCUGCUUCACACAACUGGCCUUCUACUCAGAUAGAUGGAGCCACUGUUGUAAAAGCCCCAGAUGGAUACCCAUUCAUUUUGGUAGAUAAACAAGAAAGCGGUGAUCCAGUCAAAAAAGUUACAUUAUCAAGUUCCAACCUACAGAGGACAAUAGAUUAUUGGACUAAACUAUGUGGGAUGAAAAUUUUCUCUCAAAGUGACAAAAGUGUGACACUUGGGUAUUCAGAUAAUCAGUGCAAGCUUGAGUUUGUGGACAUAGGUCAGCCCAUUGACCAUGCUAAAGCUGGUGGCAGGAUUGCUUUUUCAUGUCCAAGAGCAGAGCUUCCAGAUAUAGAAAGCCAGAUGAAGGCAGCUGGACAGACCAUCCUCACACCCCUGGUCAGUCUGGACACUCCUGGCAAGGCUACUGUAGAAGUGGUCAUCCUGGCUGAUCCUGAUGGCUAUGAAAUAUGUUUUGUUGGAGAUGAGGCAUUCCGGGAGCUGUCCCAAAUGGACUCUACAGCUGAGAAGUUGAUAGAUGAGGCUAUUGCAGCUGAUAAAAGUGAUGAGUGGUUUGCCAAGAAGGGACUUGUGAAGUCUUCUGAAUGAUUGAUAUAAGAAACAAGUCAAUGUAUUUGUUAUUCUGAUUUUUGAUGCCAUAUUUCUGUAUAAUUGAAUUUAUUGUUUUGUUAUUUGCUCACACCAAGUUGGACAAUAUAUUGUUGAUCUUUUUAUACCAUUGUUAAUUUUAAAAGCUUGAGUCAUGGGUUGAAUCCCCCUGAGCAAGUGUUGAUACACACUGACACUCGUACUGUGUGAACCGUAGAUUUUACAGAAAAUGUGUUCAAAUGUGGAAAAAAUGGUAAAUAGUUGAUUUUAUGUGUGCUGUUUAAAUAUAUGUUUUUUCCCUCUA
This is a messenger RNA of Lingula anatina, 1325 nucleotides long. Its product is annotated as glyoxalase domain-containing protein 4. The record is from RefSeq and is a predicted model, not a curated record. NCBI's taxonomy places the organism in Eukaryota, Metazoa, Brachiopoda, Lingulata, Lingulida, Lingulidae.